AUGGGUUUAAGUGACAUCCCUGCGAAUAACGACUACCGUGAGUGGGGUCAGUUGUUGGCUUCGAAAGCAUCUAAGGCCUGUGGGGAGGCGAAUGUCUUAAAGACGGCGAAGUACUCGAUGGGUAUAGAUGUGUUCAACGGUUUGAGGCACGACAAAAGCGUGGAGAAGAUGGUGGGUUGGUUGACAAGUGUGUCGAGUAGGACGAGUUACCUAAACACACGUUGGUACAGCAUAUUCCUGUUGGUUGUGUGCGUGUGCAUUUUGAUUUACUGUGUGGUGGUGGCUUGUGCUGUGAGUAGCAAAGUUCGAACGGCUUAUAGUAAGGCGUUUUGUGGCCUAUUUGGAGAUGUGGGUCAGCGACCGCGGCUGACCCAGAUCCGGAGAGGCACACGUCUUCGUCUAGUUUCUUUCGCGUUUCUUGGCUUGGUGAUUUUGGCUGUGUCCGGUGCGUUCGGAUUUAAGGCGAGUCAUCAGGUCAUGGAUAGUCAACGCGUCGUCAACUGUAAUCUCUGGGCGCAGCUGAAUGGACAUUUCAAUGGGGCGUUGAAUUUGGAUGCCGGCGACAUUCGGGAGAUCAGCAACAACUGGCUGGGGACGCUACCCAUUAGAGACCUACUGACCAGUCUUGAUGGGAAGACCGUCGGCGGCCCGGAGAACAGCAUUUACUUGAAGCUGAGUGCAGGACGUGAUCAGCUCAAGGCCAAUUUGACGGAGGCCCAGGAGGUAAUGACUUUGGCUCUAGAGAAGGCCGGUAAUUUGACCGCCGACUGGUCCACUGAAAUAACGAAGCAAUCGACGGCGCUGAAGAAGCUGGACGCUUUCGGGCCGAACAAAAGAGUGGGCAAUCGAAAGACUUUCGACAUGACGCUAGGCAUCCAGCAGGUCUUUGAAGCUAAACAUGAUGCGUUCAUCACACAACUGGACGAAGCACUCACACAAACAUGGAACGUGACCGAAUCACUUAUCAACAAGUACGCCGGUACCGGCUCAGCUCUGAUGAGUAAAGCUAACCGUGCUGUACAAAGCACCAAAACAACUGUCAACCAGAUCGAUCGUGCGUUUGCCAAAAUGGUGACCAUGUGGAACAAGUAUAAUGGCAAGGUCAAGGCACUGAUGCAAGCCGGGGCUGUCUUGGCGGCUCUCGGUAUCGCCUUUGGGCUUACCGGUGCUUUAAUAGCGGUCCUGGCGAGUUGGAAGUUGGGUCAUGACAUUAAGAAGAACAUAAUGCCCAAACGCUCGGCAGUGAUAGCGUGGAAAGUUGCGUAUGUGUUUACCGUGAUUGCUGCAGGCAUAAGUGCUAUCGCACUAGGGAUUGAAUUCCUAACUGCGGUUAUCGGUCGAGAUGCAUGUGACACGGCGAGUAACGAAUUGUUAACAGAAGGGAACUGGGGCCUGUUGCCGAAGGAAAUGUUGCACCCCGUACCAGAUGAUGAGGAGGUGUAUAUGCCCUUGGUCUAUGACGUGUGUGUCAAACGUGGUGGUUACGGCACAAUUGGUAUGAGUCUGGGACUGGAUGAACCGAUUGCGACUUUGACUGAAGACGUGGAUGUGGCCUUGGCCGACAUCGACGGACAACGUGAAGGCCUAUUGGAACGGAAUCGGCGUUACGUACAGAUUCAUUCUAUAGGUAUCAUGCUGCGAGAAAUGCUUCGCGGAUUCGUGCCCAAGAAGGCCUACGAAGCCGCGGACAGAAACGUCAUGCCUAUUCGCACUUUUGACAAACUAGCAAGUGUUACUCUGGAAGGUCAUCAAUCGGACACCCAGGGUUUACGAUACAUGCUUGGUAUCAUUCCCUACUGGACCGACCCCGCCGUACUCGUAGUCGGAGCGAUGCCUUGGGGCCAAAACCUCGCCUCGCUCGAAGAUGCCUACAACCUCUUGAAUGACCUCUCGGACAAGGCAAUGGCAGCCAACUCAAAGUCCCCAAUGCCUAGGUUCUGUGGUCAGUUCGCACGAAGUCACAACAUGACCUGCAGCACCCUUCCCGACGACGACGGAACAGGCCGCGUGGUCGUGGACCUAGCCAACUUGGAGACAAAUGCUGAUAACACUCUGGCCUGGGUUCAACAACUAGACACCGAUGUGCCAGUGUACAAUGGUCACUACGGCAAUACCACCCAGCGUUCAUGGAAUACCCUCGAAAGCACUCGCUUCAUGGAAAUACUCGCCGCAAGCACACCUAUCACCGAAGCCAUCCUCAACAGGACCUGCGAUGCACCAGAACCUAAUGCGUACCCUACACACGGCUACACCUUCAAUCCACGAAACAAGGGACGCAGACAACUUGAGGCCGAAGAUGACGUUAGUACAGACGACGACGACACGCCUUCGUGCACUGUUGGACAGGUGCGCGAUGUCGAUUUGGUCAACUUCGAAAAUUACUUCAACUCGUUUUACGCGUCAUACAAUGGAGUGGUGGCCAACGUGGACGAGUAUGUUGACGGAUUAGUAAAGCCAAGUGUCACCGAGUUGGUGGAUGAGGCCAACUCGAUUUUGACGCGAACCAACUGUCAAUUCGAAGGCACGACACUGGAUAAGGCUGUGGUCGACCCCAUGUGUAACUCGCUCUUUCCCGGGUCGACAGUGCUCAGUAUUAUCCUCACAAUCACCACCGUCGUGCUAGGUCUACUCGCCGCACACAUCUGGCAUUGGACGCACUACGUCAUUGAUAUCGUUAACGACUACGAGAAGAACCCCUCCUCCUUCGAACAGUUGGCAUCCAUGAAAAACAGACCCGACUACAUCAGCUACUCCGGCAUGCCCUCCGUCAACCAACCCAACGCUGAGAAACAAGCUGAAAAUCAACAAGUGGUCAAUCAACGUGCACCCCCCGUGGCGACUCCCACAAACCUUGGACCCGAGCGCCAGGACGUGCUCCAGGACGACCUCGCACCCGUCGUUACGGAACUUGAAGGAUCACACACCGCGUCACCUCGGUCAUCAGCCGAGGGCUCGCCCGUCAUGAGAAAAGCGGUCUACAACGGCGCCUCAGAGCUGGAACCUGCCCGCAAUGGUACCUACAACGCACCACACCCUGUAGCGGAGGAUAGUUUUGUAACCAUUGAGGGAUACGAGUGA
Messenger RNA from Gregarina niphandrodes, 3078 nucleotides. Its product is annotated as putative transmembrane protein. Bases 1 to 3078 code for a protein of 1025 amino acids. The transcript has a single exon. The record is from RefSeq and is a predicted model, not a curated record. NCBI's taxonomy places the organism in Eukaryota, Apicomplexa, Conoidasida, Eugregarinorida, Gregarinidae.